UGGAUUAACCAGUUGCUCGGACAGCAGCAGGUCAAUGUCGCGCCGCAUCCCGCUCAACGAACUGCGAAAAAUAGACAAACAAAUCCACAAUAAUUUCUCAAAAGUUAUGGUAACGGUCCGAGGGGGUUGUGGUGUGCAGUUCAAAGAUAUUGUCAGUUGACCUUGGUUUUGGAAGUCGGCCAAAGAUGAAAAUCUCAAUCGGCUAUGAGAACAACCAGCCUCCAGGCCUCAGGGCCGAGGAGGUACCGCUGCAGUUCCGAGAGCCCUACGUGGAGAUCGGAUACCGCAAGCCCUACCAACCCUUCACCUUCUACCUGAAGAGUUUCUUCCAGAUCCACAACGAAACCCUGAACGUCUGGACCCACGCGAUCGCCUGCGUGGCCACAAUGUUCCAGGGCAUUCGCCUCUGUGCUACCUUGGAUAUGGAGCAUGAUCCUUACGCUCCCAUGUUCAAGAUGUUCAUCCUAAGCAGCAUGAUCUACCUGUUCCUGAGCACAUGUGCCCACCUGUUCCAAUCAAUUAACGAGGUGGCUCAUCACACCUGUUUCUUCAUUGAUUACAUGGGCGUCAGCAUUUAUAGCUUCGCAGCUGGUAUGGCGCAGAUCCACUUCUGCUCCUUACCCUGGGUCUAUAGAGCCGUGGAGAGCUUCUACCUCCCUCUACACUGGUUUCUGUCCUUCCUGGUCUGCUUCUGUUGCAGCUACUCCAAGUAUCGCUACAAACGACCGUACCCCUUCGCCCGCAAAGUCUGGCAGAUGUCUUCAGUCAGUGCAGGUUACAUCACGGCCAUGUUCCCCAUCACCAUGCGCAUUCUAUUCCAAGGGCUUUCCAUUUUCCACGAUCUAGCCCUCUUCUAUCAAGUACUGACGGUGGCUUCCUUCUUGGCCGGCUCCUUUUUCUUCGCCGCUCCCUUCCCCCAGAAGUUCUCGCCGGGCAACUUCGACAUCGUGGGCCACGGCCAUCAGCUGUUCCACAUAUUCAUGGCGUUUACGUCCUACAUGGAAGUGGAGGCAGUCUACCGAGAUUACAUCGAUCGGCGAAGCAUUUACUCCAAUCUCUUCACCCCGACGCCCAUGAUUGUCUGGGGCUACUUCAUUCUACUUGUGAUCGCAAACUGCAUCGUUGCCCUUGUUUUCCGGGAAAAGGUAAAGGCUCGAAUCGAGCGAGAAAAAGAGGAGUAGAAGUGUUGGGUAAAUCUUUGUAAGAAUCACCAAUUAAAAAAAAAAAAAAAAAAUUCAUGUACCUUAUCAAUUGAAAUAAUAUUUUUGCUGGAAUAACAAAUCAAUAUUUUAAAAUCUAACUGUCUUAAAAUGUUGGACUAAUUAAUGCAAAAUGGAUUCUGUUCAGGUUUAUAUGUUAUCAAUGCAAAUUGUUUGUUUCACAUUAUAGACAAUGCGACCCUAGGUCAAAGGUCACAUAGUACUUGAAAGCCUGCAGUGAUGUAUUAGGGAACCUUAUUCAUUUCAGUGCGUUUUAAUAAGGCCAAGUAAAAAAAAAAUCAGUUUCUCGUCCACGCCCACAUCCUUUGUUCCCGGUCGCUACAUUUUUUUUCUUUUAAAUUCAUACGUUUGCAAUAUUUUGUGCAUACAUUGGAAUAUUGUCAAUAUAUUGUCUUUAGAUUUGUUUCCAAUAGAAAAAGAUAUGGCUCCUGUGGACACAAUUUUGUAUUGCAAAAAAUAUGGAGAAAAUUGAAAACUCCACCUCUGCCAUCUUGGAAAAUCUACCAUCUUGGGAAAAAAAACAUUCAUCUUUAUUUUUUUUCAAAAAGGUCAAACAGGAAACUACAAACAUUUUUUCUUGGCCUAAUAAUAUAGGUCCAAUCACUCCAUAACCUCCAUGUACAUUGUACAUGUACUUUUCAUCAACUGGCAAAUUACAAGUUUUUAGUUAUCUAGACCAUACCGGUACAUCUUGAGGGCACUAGUCCAUGACUAUUUACCCCUUUAGAAGGGACAUAAACACAUAUUUGCCUUAUACUGGCAAAUUGCAACUUUUUAGUUAUCUAGACCAUACCGGUACAUCUUGAGGGCACUAGUCCAUGACUAUUUACCCCUUUAGAAGGGACAUAAACACAUAUUUGCCUUAUACUGGCAAAUUGCAACUUUUUAGUUAUCUAGACCAUACCGGUACAUCUUGAGGGCACUAGCCCAUGACUAUUUACCCCUUUAGAAGGGACAUAAACACAUAUUUGCCUUAUACUGGCAAAUUGCAACUUUUUAGUUAUCUAGACCAUACCGGUACAUCUUGAGGGCACUAGUCCAUGACUAUUUACCCCUUUAGAAGGGACAUAAACACAUAUUUGCCUUAUUUUUAUUGUCUGCAUGCAAGAAGCUCUCAUCUUCCAAGUUGCCAGCUUCCAAACUUGGCAAAAUUUCAGAGUAACUUGACAAAUACAUGUAAUUUACCCUAGCCCCACCUAAAGCUACAAAAUACUACUACCCGUAGUCCCUUACUAGUAAACUGUUAAUUAUGAAAUACUUCAGCAUAUCAAGUGAGCACAACACUCAUAGUAUUCUGUAUUACUCAGUUCAUCAUAUCUCAAAGUAAUGGCUAGGACAUUAGGGUUAAAGAACGGUAUGCCUGGAACAAAUUUGAGCAGUUUGCAAUAAAUGAACCCCAUGUGAUCACGUUAGAGCAAAUCAGACGGAAAGAAUGACGCGUAUUAUAAAAAAUGACCAGCGGAAAGGAUAAUCAAUUAGUUACGUACAGUACACCGCACAAGACCGAGCUACGUUAUUAAAAAUUCAUCCCUUGUACAAUGUGUAUAUCAUAUUGCUGUCCUUGGCACGUAAAACAAGUCAUGAAUAAUGAAAUAUCUAGUAACACUUUUAUCACGCUAGUAGCACAGCUGCAUUGCCAAGCAAAAUAACCCCCACCCCAAUUCUUUUUUAAAAAUCUGGAAAAAUACAGUGUCCAGUUCUUGAUCACUAUUUUGACAACCGUCAGAAAAAAUGAUGGCAUUGACACCAGAAAUUAAGAUUGAAGAGUAUCGAUUAAAAAGUCAAGAGCAAAAACAAUGAAAAAGAAAUAAAUAUUUGCUUGCAGAUUUUCUCCAAGUCGGUUACCUUUGAUUUGUAAAAUUUUGUUUUUGAUUUUGAUCUUAAUAGUACACAUUUAUAAAUUUUGUUCUGUUUUGUGUAAAUAUAGGAAGUUUUUCUUCAGCUUGCAUGAGUGUUUCACUUCAACAUUGUUUGAUCUUACUGUUUUAAAGUUUAAUUUGUUAGCUCAAAAAAAACCCCCAGCGCCUUGAAAUAUCAUGAAUUUGUUAAAAAACAAAAAGAUAAGAAAACAAAAUAACUUGUACAGCUUUUGUUUUUAAUGACAUAUAAAUACUUACAUGUACACACAUGUACGUAUAUGCCUCUAGAUUGUUGUAAAUUGUCCUGGUAUAUGUACAUGUACACUGUACUUUUCAUUGUAAACACAACAGGACCUAUAAAAUAAACAUUGCAAAUAUACUUGCAACAAACAAAAUUGAACGAAGUACAAUGUAUGCAUGUGCAGAUAUCUUAUUUUUGUCCUGGUACAUACAUGUACAACUGUACAUUGGCAUGCUUUGAAUUGCAUACACCAUGGGACCUAUGAUGAAAUAAACAGAUACAUAUUGCACACUCACAUUCCAUACUUGCUGCGACAUGCUGUGCGUGCAGUCUGCUUUUAUUAUUGCCUUUAAGUUACGCCAAAGCUGCGUUUCAGCCUUGCACUUUAAAUCAUCCCAGCUGGAUCAAUUCUUUGUCGCCUUUUCUGCAUCCUCACAUGAAAGAAGUGUGUAGAGUACAUUAUUGAAAAUGUGCACUGAGCUGUAACGGUUACAAAAUUCACCACUUUUUCAUCUUCGCUUCAUGAUAAAAUCUGCCCCCAAAUUUUCUUAAUUAUUCCUUU
Molecule: messenger RNA, 3882 nt
Organism: Patiria miniata (bat star)
Lineage: Eukaryota; Metazoa; Echinodermata; Asteroidea; Valvatida; Asterinidae
Product: membrane progestin receptor beta-like
Exons: 2
Coding region: 186-1181 (331 amino acids)
Biological process (GO): response to steroid hormone
Cellular component (GO): plasma membrane
Molecular function (GO): nuclear steroid receptor activity; steroid binding
Source: RefSeq, a predicted model, not a curated record